Messenger RNA from Protopolystoma xenopodis, 708 nucleotides. The record is from the annotation of a GenBank genome assembly. NCBI's taxonomy places the organism in Eukaryota, Metazoa, Platyhelminthes, Monogenea, Polystomatidea, Polystomatidae.
AUGAGGCAUGAAUUGGUUUCAGACACCAUCUGCUUUUAUUAUGGGCUCAUUGCCGCUUGCACAAGCCUGCUUCACAAUAUAUUUAUCGUCCAUCAUAUUGAUGCGUUUCUUACUGUAUUUGGUAUCUCAAAAUCUGCAUUUUGGAUUGGAGAACUUGUUUUUCUUAUAUGGAAUUCUUUAAAUGAUCCAUUAUUCGGCUGGCUAACUGAUCGCCAUUUGUUUAAUAAUAAGAACGUAAACACCGUUGCAUAUAGAUCCUGCAUAAUAAGUUUGACGGCUCCGGCAUUUGCUAUUGCCUUUCUUUUUACAUGGAAUCCAUGUAUGCUUCAGCAUCUUCCAGGAAUCAGAUUUGCACUGGUCAUUUGCUUUUAUGAUUCCGCAUUGACUAUGUUGGUUCUGCAACAUGAUGCACUUUUGGCCGAUCUCGCUAUCACUUCAAAGGACCGAAUACGAUUGGGUACAGCAGCUACAUUUGGACAAGCCUUAGCUGCUAGCGGAAUCAUGAUUGUCACUCCUUGGCGCGAAGGCUAUCCUGCAGCAGCUGGAAUUCUUCCAUUUACUUUCCGUUGCCUCUGUACCUUAAUGGCAGUACUUAGUUGUCUUGGGCUGUGGGUAGGCGCAACUAUGAUCGCCAAGUGUUUUCCUUAUCGAAAGGGAUUUACAGAAAAAGUAGAUUGGGAAGGCCAUUUAUGCAAAGACAACUUGUGA